Molecule: messenger RNA, 1327 nt
Organism: Setaria italica (foxtail millet)
Lineage: Eukaryota; Viridiplantae; Streptophyta; Magnoliopsida; Poales; Poaceae
Product: cycloeucalenol cycloisomerase
Exons: 8
Coding region: 150-1040 (296 amino acids)
Molecular function (GO): cycloeucalenol cycloisomerase activity
Source: RefSeq, a predicted model, not a curated record
CCCUCGUUUUCUAGCCGUCUCGUCUCUAUUCUUCAGUGAAGCCUCCGCCUCUUUCACCCACUCUCCCCGGCAGCACCUCGUCGGGUUCGAUUCGAUCCCUCCUCCUCGGCCGGCGUCCUGCGGCAGGGGCCAGCGGAAUCAGCCCACCAAUGGCAGCUGCGCGGCGGCCGGCGGCGGGGGCGAAGCCCAGGGGCGGCGGCGGAGGCGCGGGGAGGAGGAGCGCGUGGCUGGCCGCGGACGGGAGCAAGCGCUGGGGGGAGGCCUUCUUCCUGCUCUACACGCCCUUCUGGCUCACGCUCUGCCUCGGCGUCGUCGUCCCCUUCAAGCUCUACGAGAGGUUCACGGAGCUGGAGUACCUGAUUCUUGGAUUGGUGUCCACCGUGCCGGCGUUCCUCAUCCCCCUCUUCCUCGUAGGGAAGGCAGAUAGCGUUAGAAGUUUGAAAGAUCGAUACUGGGUCAAGGCUAAUAUUUGGAUUAUAAUUUUUAGCUAUGUUGGUAACUACUUCUGGACACAUUACUUCUUCACAGUUCUGGGCGCUUCGUAUACUUUUCCAUCAUGGCGGAUGAAUAAUGUACCCCAUACGACGUUUCUCCUGACUCAUGCUUGUUUCCUGUUCUAUCAUAUGGCAUCAAAUAUGACACUUCGUAGAUUACGUCACUCCACAGCUCACUUGCCACAGUCUAUUCGGUGGUUAUUUGAAGCCGCAUGGAUUUUGGCGCUUUCAUACUUCAUAGCUUACUUGGAGACACUAGCCAUUGCAAAUUUCCCGUAUUAUGAAUUCAUUGAUCGGGAUAUAAUGUACAAAGUUGGUUCAUUGUUCUACGCAAUAUACUUCAUCGUCAGCUUCCCGAUGUUUUCAAGGAUUGAUGAGAAAGAUGAGAAGUGGAACCUGUCCAGGGUAGCUGUUGACUCUCUGGGUGCAGCGAUGCUCGUUACGAUAAUACUCGACCUGUGGCGCAUAUUUUUGGGCCCAAUAGUGCCCAUCCCCGAGUCGAGGCGGUGCGGUCAGCCGGGGCUCGCAUGGUUCCAAAGCAUCUGAUUCGGCGAGGCAGCUAUUAUCCUGUGUUUCCACGCCGUCUUCUAUAGCAUUCUUCAGGGCUGAUAAAAUCCUCCCCUCAGGCUGCACCGGAGAGGUGAUGAACUGAUGACAUGAUGUGAAGCGUAGAGCGGCUGUUGUUGCAUCGAAAACGAAACGUGAUUGUUGUCAUCUUGUAAUGUUAUGUAUCAUGUCGUUCGGCUGAAUUCUUUUUGGUCUUUGCUAGGAUGCAUCAGCAACAGGUUAAAUUUACUACUUACUACUAAUAAAGUGAAUUCUUUUUGGUCUUU